Molecule: messenger RNA, 4110 nt
Organism: Oncorhynchus tshawytscha (Chinook salmon)
Lineage: Eukaryota; Metazoa; Chordata; Actinopteri; Salmoniformes; Salmonidae
Product: histone acetyltransferase KAT2B
Exons: 18
Coding region: 133-2517 (794 amino acids)
Biological process (GO): positive regulation of transcription by RNA polymerase II; chromatin remodeling
Cellular component (GO): histone acetyltransferase complex; nucleus
Molecular function (GO): protein binding; histone H3 acetyltransferase activity
Source: RefSeq, a predicted model, not a curated record
CGGACCUACAAUGACAAAUAAAAAAAGUAGGGAUGAGCGCCAUGUCUGAUUCAAGCGUAGUGUAAUAGAGAACGGGACAUUUUAACGUUUUAGCUCCAGGGUCGGGGAUCGCGUUCGGUCUCGGUAUCGAGGAUGUCCGAGGGCGCAGGUGUUCAGCAGGGCUCCCCGGCCAUCGGUGCGGCGGGAUCGGCUCCUGCGGCUCCGGGAGCCGGGGGAACGGAGGGUUCGGGCGCCACGGUAGGAUCGGCACGAAUCGCGGCGAAGAAGGCGCAGCUCCGCUCCUCCCCGCGCCCUAAGAAACUGGAGAAGCUCGGAGUGUAUUCCUCUUGCAAGGCUGAGGGGGCCUGUAAGUGUAACGGCUGGAAGAGCCAGAAUCCCCCUCCCACUCCGCCCCGUACAGACCAGCAGCCCAACACUGUCAACCUGCUGGAGCCCUGCCGCAGUUGUUCCCACACACUGGGUGACCAUGUAACCCACCUAGAGAACGUCUCAGAGGAGGAGAUGAACAGGCUUCUGGGUAUAGUCCUAGAUGUGGAGUACCUGUACACAUGUGUUCACAAAGAAGAGGAUGCUGACACCAAACAAGUCUACUUCUCCCUCUUCAAGCUGUUGAGGAAAUGCAUCCUACAGAUGGGCAAACCUGUAGUGGAGGCGCAGGAAAGUCCUCCCUUUGAGAAACCCAGCAUCGAACAGGGGGUGAAUAACUUUGUCCAGUACAAGUUCAGCCAUCUUCCCUCCAAGGAGCGUCAGACCAUUGUGGAGCUGGCCAAGAUGUUCCUCAACCAGAUCAACUACUGGCAGCUGGAGACGCCCUCACAGAGACGACAGCGGGCGCCUGCUGAUGAUGCUGCCGGGUACAAAGUCAACUACACCAGAUGGCUGUGCUACUGCAAUGUCCCCCAGUUCUGUGACAGUCUACCGCGGUACGAAAUGACCCAGAUCUUCGGUCGGACUCUGCUGGGCUCAGUCUUCACUGUGAUGAGGAAACAGCUGCUAGAGCAGGCCAGGCAGGAGAAGGAUACGUUACCCCCGGAGAAACGCACUCUCAUCCUUACACACUUCCCCAAAUUCCUGUCCAUGUUGGAGGAGGAAGUGUACAGUCACAGCUCUCCCAUCUGGAGCGAAGACUUCCUGGUUGGAUCCACAGGAGAACAGAUCCCCAUCCAUACAGUGAUCAGUGCGCCCCCGGUGGCCAGGCCUCUGUACUACAGCACCAGCCCAGUAUCAGUGGACCCAUCUAGCUGUGGCACUGUCAGUCCUGCCAGGAAGACAGCCUCUGCUCUGGAACCCAGCCCAGGUGGUCAGAAGCGGAAGCCAUCGGAUCCCAUCCACCAUGACGAAACUAAGAAGCUCAGGAUCGUCGGCGACAUCCCCAUGGAACUCAUCAACGAAGUCAUGGCAACCAUUACUGACCCGACCUCCAUGCUGGGACCAGAGACCAGCCUGCUGUCGGCCCACUCAGCCCGUGAUGAGGCGGCACGCCUGGAGGAGAGGAGGGGGGUGAUAGAGUUCCACGUCAUCGGGAACUCCCUCAACCAGAAGCCCAACAAAAGGAUCCUGAUGUGGUUGGUGGGCCUCCAGAACGUCUUCUCCCACCAGCUGCCUCGCAUGCCCAAAGAGUACAUCACACGCCUCGUCUUCGACCCGAAGCACAAGACGCUGUCGCUGAUCAAAGAUGGCCGUGUGAUUGGAGGAAUCUGUUUUCGGAUGUUUCCCUCACAGGGUUUCACAGAGAUCGUGUUCUGUGCCGUUACCUCCAAUGAGCAGGUCAAGGGGUAUGGCACUCACCUGAUGAACCACCUGAAAGAAUAUCACAUCAAGCACGACAUCCUUAACUUCCUCACCUACGCAGACGAGUACGCCAUUGGCUACUUCAAAAAGCAGGGCUUCUCUAAAGACAUCAAGGUUCCCAAGGCCAAGUAUCUGGGCUACAUCAAAGAUUAUGAGGGAGCGACGCUGAUGGGCUGUGAGCUCAACCCCAGCAUCCCUUACACCGAGUUCUCCGUCAUCAUCAAGAAACAGAAGGAGAUCAUAAAGAAACUGAUAGAGAGGAAGCAGGCUCAGAUCAGAAAGGUCUACCCAGGACUUUCCUGUUUUAAGGAAGGAGUUCGGCAGAUUCCCAUUGAGAGCAUUCCUGGAAUACGAGAAACUGGAUGGAAACCGGUGGGAAAAGGGAAGGAGCUGAAGGAUCCAGAUCAGCUGUACAGCACACUGAAGACCAUCUUACAACACGUUAAGAGUCACCAGAAUGCCUGGCCGUUCAUGGAACCAGUGAAGAAGACUGAGGCUCCUGGUUACUACCAAGUCAUCCGCUUCCCCAUGGACCUGAAGACGAUGUCUGAGCGUCUGAAGAGCAGGUACUACACCACGCGGAAGCUCUUCAUGGCCGACAUGCAGCGCAUCUUCACCAACUGUCGAGAGUACAACCCUCCAGAGAGCCAGUACUACAAGUGUGCCAACCUGCUAGAGAAGGUCUUCUACACUAAGAUCAAGGAGGCGGGCCUCAUUGAGAAGUGAAGGGAUGGGAGGGGCUUCAAGGGAGAUGGGAGGGGCUUAAAGGGAGAGUGGUUUAGUUCUAAUGAUUUUCAAAAGGUUUUUAUUGUCUUAGUCUUUAUUUUUCUACUCUUGUCAACCAGAAAAACAGUAGGACCGGCUAUAUGGUGUAGGGAGGAGGGUUUUAGGUUCAUUGGAAUACUCAAUGUCUGCUGUUCUAUCACUCUCUUCUCUCCAUCCUUGUCAUACUGCCUCCUCUGUCUUUUACUGUGUUUUAUCAGUCUCUGCUUCUCCUUGCUCCGCCUUGUCUUUGUUGACUCAGGAAAACAGAUGUCAUGUAGAAACUCCACCUGUACAGCUAACCUAACCCUACAUCUGUUCAGAGUCCUACUACAUGCAGAAACUCCACCUGUACAGCUAACCUAACCCUACAUCUGUUCAGAGUCCUACUACAUGCAGAAACUCCACCUGUACAGCUAACCUAACCCUACAUCUGUUCAAAGUCCUACUACAUGCAGAAACUCCACCUGUACAGCUAACCUAACCCUACAUCUGUUCAGAGUCCUACUACAUGCAGAAACUCCACCUGUACAGCUAACCUAACCCUACAUCUGUUCAGUCCUACUACAUGUAGACGUCACAUCUGUAAACAACUGGACUGUCUGGGAGAAACAGGAAGGGAUAAUCAGCCAGUCAGUUACUCAGCCAUUCAGUCUGUCGGUCUCCAGAUUGGUGUUACUGGGUCGUAAUGGUGCAGGGUGAAGUUGCCCCUAGAGUCAGUUUAGCAUUUUCCCUACUAAUGAUAACCGUUAUGAUUGUGGGAUGGGAAGCUGAUCCUUGAUCUGUACCUAGAGGAAACCUCUCCUCAGGAGCCAUAGUAAUCAGUCAUUAGUUCUAAUGUGUAUGUGUGUGUUACCUAAAGCGUGUGUGAGUGUACGCAUGACGUCAUGCGAGGUCUGUGUCUCAGAAUGUAUGAGGUCAAAGUUUCUAUGUAUGUUAUUAGAGUUCAUCCUGCCAAAAAAAGGAAAAUUAUAUUUCAAAUCCAUAUGUAUACAUUAAGUAAUUCAAGAGGUUAAACCUCUUGAAUUAUUUAAUGUAUAUUUUCAAUGUACUGUAUAUAAGUUACCCGUCUUGCUUGUCCAUGUAAAAAGUCCCAUAAGGCAAAAGGUGACCAUGGAAAUGCCCUUAUUUAUUUUUCAAGCAACUAUUCGGCACCACAUGGUGAAUAACAACAUUUUUGUUUUCCAUCGAGCGGUUUUGUGUUUUUAGGGAAAUGCACGCUAUGGCUUAUUUAACUAUGUAUAGUUCAUCCUUAUUUAUGUACUAUAAUUUAAAGGAAUAAUGCUUAACAAAAGGUCUUAAUUUAUUUUGCCUAAUUAUUUCUGUCUAGCAAAUGGAGAUUGCUACCUUUGUACUUUGAAGAUAAAAGAAAAGAGAUUGUGCAGUACUAUCUUGUUUUUCUGUUUUGUAUAAAGAUGUUUGUACUUUUUAAACUAUAGGAUAAAUCUGGAUUUUGUGAUAUGUCUGGAAGAGUUAUUACAUGGCCUUUGUACUAUUGCUUUUAAUGCCGUAGUUAUAACCAAUUUUAUAGACUGAUUAAAAUAGAAGUGAAAAUAA